Molecule: messenger RNA, 1056 nt
Organism: Symbiodinium necroappetens
Lineage: Eukaryota; Dinophyceae; Suessiales; Symbiodiniaceae
Source: the annotation of a GenBank genome assembly
AUGGCACGCGACACCGUCGAUCUCCGUUCCGACACCGUGACCCGGCCCACGGACGCGAUGCGCGAGGCGAUGAUGCGCGCCGAGCUCGGGGACGACGUCCUCGGCGACGACCCGACGGUGCGGGCGCUGGAGGAACGGGUCGCGUCGGUGCUCGGCAAGGACGCGGCGUGCUUCGUGCCCUCGGGGACGAUGGCGAACCAGGCGUGCGUCCGGGCGCAGACGGAGCCGGGCGACGAGAUCGUGGCGCACGAGGGGAACCACGUGUACGUCUACGAGGGCGGGGCGUGGGCGGCGGUGUCGGGGUGCAGCAUCGCGCUGCUGCGCGGGGAUCGGGGGAUGUUCAGCGGCGAGGACGUGAGGCGGAGCGUGCGGCCGGACGACACGCACUUCCCGCGGACCCGCCUCGUGUGCGUGGAGAACACGCACAACCGCGGGGGCGGCGCGGUGUGGCCCCUGGCGAGGCUCCGCGACGUGACGGAGACGGCGCACGGGCUCGGAUUGCGGACGCACCUGGACGGGGCGCGACUGUGGAACGCGCACGUGGCGUCCGGCGUCGCGCUGGACGAGCUGGCGCGCGGCUUCGAUACGGUCUCGGUGUGCUUCUCCAAGGGGCUCGGGGCCCCGGUGGGCUCGGCGGCGGCGGGGGACGCGUCGACCAUCCGGAAGGUGCGCCGGCUCCGGAAGAUGCUCGGCGGCGGGAUGCGCCAGUCCGGCCUGCUCGCGGGCGCGGCGCUGCACGCGCUGGAUCACCAUGUCGACCGGCUCGCGGAGGACCACGAGCACGCGCACCUACUCGCGAGCGCGCUCUCCCGCCUGCCCGGGUUCCGGGUCGACCCCGAAUCGGUCGAGACGAACAUCGUCUACGCGACAAUCGCGGAGGGGUCGGUCGCGGGCGGCGCGGCGGGGUUCGUUCGAACACUCAGCGAUUUGGGUGUGCGGAUCCUUGCGGUCGAUAACCAGAUCAUCCGAGUGGUGACGAGCCUGGCCGUCGACCGAACGUCCGUUGCGAGGGCGAUCGAGGCGUUCGAGGCUGCUGCGUCCCGCUUAUGCGUCUGA